This is a messenger RNA of Episyrphus balteatus (marmalade hoverfly), 2406 nucleotides long. It is a transcript of the gene fws, whose product is annotated as conserved oligomeric Golgi complex subunit 5. Gene Ontology annotation, biological process: intra-Golgi vesicle-mediated transport. The transcript is spliced from 9 exons. Lineage: Eukaryota; Metazoa; Arthropoda; Insecta; Diptera; Syrphidae. Gene Ontology annotation, cellular component: COG complex. The coding region runs from base 46 to 2334 and encodes 762 amino acids. The record is from RefSeq and is a predicted model, not a curated record.
GCAAAAUAAAAAUUUGCUAUUUUAUAACAAAAUACAACAAAAAUCAUGACACAGAAAAAUAUUUACCAAGAAAUUGAAGAAAAUGAUUUCUAUAAAGUUUUCCUCGAUGAAAAAGCCGACAAAUCACCUAUUGCCAAUAUGACCAUUUCCACUCAAAUACAUGAACUAUCCAAAGGAUUGGAAACAAUUUCCUUUGAAUUGAAGUCCCAAGUUCGUGAACAACAUGGUGCUCUUCUGUCCCAAGCUACACAUGCAGGUCGCUUGGAUGUUGCUUUAAAUACAGUUUCCGGUGAUGUGGAACGUAUUCAAGCGACUGCACAUCGACUUAAAAAUCAAUUGGAUUCACAGUAUUCAUUGAUUGAGAAUCAAACCCGAGUAUUGGGAAAUCUACAUGAAGUGUCGCAUGUACUACGUUCGUGUGGUAAUCUUUUGAAUCUUACACAGAAGCUUAAAGAUACCAAGGAUGUAUUGAAACAGGCUAGCAUUCAUUUUGAAUUGGAGCCUCUCAUUGAGGAUUCUGAUUUGAACAGAAUCGAUUUUAUCCAAGAAGAACGGGCAUACGUUAUCAGCAGUCGACAAAAAAUAAAAAAUCUUGCCCAGAUGCAAUUGGUCAAUGGACUGAAGGAACGUAACGAAAUUCAAGUCGCCAAUACUAUAAAAAUUUUUAUAAAUUUCCAAACUUUGGAUGUAUCGCUGGAUAAUUUGGUGGCAACAUUCAUUGCCGAAAUCGACCAAUCUCUGAAAGAGUGCUUUUCGGGAACCGAUAUAUCUGCAUUCAAUUCGUCAGGCUCCCAAAUCGAUAAAGUUCCCUCAAGCAAUAGAUCACCAGGAGGAGGCACAUCAUUGUCAAGCCGUGGCCCUGGCAAAGCACCACUUUUAACAACCACACAAAAUUUCCGAGCCAAACUAUGGAAAUCCCUGCAUUGGUUGAUCUACGAUGAAUUGUAUGAAUAUUGUGAACAAAUCAUCUUGCUUCGCAAAUCUCUCGAAGAGGUAAACCAACUUGCCAGAGUCUCAGACAAUGAGAUAAGUAUUGAGAAAAAGUUUUGGAAAUCUGUCGAGGAUCUAUUUCGCAAGUCAUUCAAAGAGUGCUCUGCACAUAUUUCCCAAGCCUUACAAGAAGGUCUUUCAAAAUUACUAUCUUCAGCACGAGGUCUCCAAGCUAGACUUGGAUCGCAAUUUGUUUUUGAUGAUAGUAUCUUUGAACCCCUGGAAGUGGGUUAUCUAACAAAAUGCGCUGCGAAUAUGAAAGCUUGUCUGGCUGGCGUUGAUCUACCAUCAAAUGAAACAGUUGAUGCUUUUAUUCGAGUUGCUUCGACAGAAUUGAGCGCUGCUAUGGUUGAUACUAAUUUGGCUAAUAAUGUUGCUAAUGUUUUUAAUUCAUGUAGCAAAGAUUUUUGGUCAAAAAUGGAAGCACAAAUAAAAUUGGGAACAGAUUCGAAACAAGUUGUUGAUAUUCCAAAUAUUCCACAAACACAGAAUAUAAAUUUGGCAAAUAUUUUGUUUUAUCAUUCGGAUUCGGUUAAAAGAAUGAUUUGGAAUUUAGGUGAGAAUUUUUGCAAAUCCGAACCAGCCGAGACGGUAAUGAAGAGUUUACAACAAGGUGAACAUUUAGUUCAAGCCAUCUUGCAGCAAUUGAUGGAUUCAAUGAUAUCGACCAUUGGCAUAAUCCUUUUAAGUAUGCAUCGUGAACCUGGAUUGAAUUCAGAAAAGAUUGCCAUCGCUGGUCCAUCGAUGUAUAUGAAAGAACUACAAGAAUUUAUUUAUCGUGCUUGGAAUAAUCAUGCUGUACCCUUUGAUGACAAAGAAACCACAUGUAAAUGUGGAGAACAAUUGGCGAUUAGAUGCAUAGAUUUAUUUGUCAAUAAUCUUGUUAUAUUACGUCCCCUCUCAUCAGCCGGAAGAAAUCGUUUGAAAAAUGAUUGCAUUUUUCUUGAAAAUGCAUUAAAAACAAUUGCUCCCAAUUUGUCAGAACUUGGAAAACCCUUUAGGUUACUCCGGGCAAUGUCAUCAUUGAUUUUACAAAAACCAGAAGAAUUGGUCGAACAUUCAAUUGAAAAAGAAUCACCUGUACCUUCGUAUAUCAUUUUAUUCCUGUUGUUUGGUCAUGGAGGAAUGGAAUUGCAAAGUCCUCAUACUGCAGCAAAUUGGUCUAACGAAAGACUUAUUCAAUGGCUAGAAGGACACACUUCAGAGCGAGAAAAAUUGGAACUUAUAUCCGGGGCGCUACAAAGAUAUAGAGAUAUAACCAGAAGAAAGAACACCACCCAGUAUGACCCCGUGUAUCCCCAUUUAUCAAGUUACUUUGAAAAAGCUUUGCAAAGUUUAAAAUAGUUAUAAGUUAAAGUAUGUAUAUUGAACUUAACUGGUAUUAAAUAAAUAUUAUAAUUAUGUUAUAAAAAUGUA